Coregonus clupeaformis (lake whitefish) is the source of this 1741-nucleotide messenger RNA. RefSeq names its product ubiquitin-associated protein 1-like. Gene Ontology annotation, molecular function: ubiquitin binding. The transcript is spliced from 7 exons. Gene Ontology annotation, biological process: ubiquitin-dependent protein catabolic process via the multivesicular body sorting pathway. The coding region runs from base 1 to 1098 and encodes 365 amino acids. NCBI's taxonomy places the organism in Eukaryota, Metazoa, Chordata, Actinopteri, Salmoniformes, Salmonidae. The record is from RefSeq and is a predicted model, not a curated record. Gene Ontology annotation, cellular component: ESCRT I complex.
AUGUGCCUCGGCAGCAGCAGUGACCAGAAGAGCAGCAGGAGGAUGUCCUGUCUGGACGAUAUUCCCUUUAAGACCCUUCUGGGAUCUCUGGAGGGGCCCAGGGAAGAGGUGGAGCUGAUCACGGCCCCAGACAUCACUGUCCCAGACUACCUCACCAUACUGCAGGAGACAGAGUACAUGUUCAGCUUGGAGAACUGGGUGCUCCAGGGCCUCCAGGGAGGUUACCCCAGCCAGCCCCAACCCCCCGGCCCCAGAUCCCCAUCCGAGGUGCUCCCCUCCAGCCCACCCUACUGGCACCUCUUCAGCAGCCCCCAGGAGAGCCGCCUGGCCAGCCGACACAGCUCUGACUUCUGGGAGCCCAACCCCCGCCAGCGCUCCCACAGCCUGAACCCGGUCGACAUGCGCACCCGGGUCAAGUUCGUCAUCUCCGACUCCGAGGAGGAAGAGGAGUGCUCUUCGUCGGGAGAGGGUUCCUUGGAGUCCGGUUCAGGGUACGUGUCGGAUCAGCGUGUUCCUGGGUCAGGGGACACCCUGCCCCCAGGAGGACCCAAGCCACCACCCUCCUCAUCCCUGUCCAGACACCCAUUGACCAGGGCCAACACGGAGCAUGUCCCCUCCAUCAGACACCACAAGCCAACAUAUCCGUCCCUGAGUCCGUACUUCUGCCUGCCGGCCCUUCCCUCGGUGACCUCACGACCCCUGGGUUCCCACGCCACGUCAGUGCUGGACUCCUCGGUGGAGCUGCUGUCCGCGCUGAGCCCUGAGGAGAGAGAGCUGCUGCAGGCCAUCACAGAAAGGGGCUAUCCGCUCCGCACCGCCAUCAUCGCCCUGCAGAAGACCGGCCAGCAGAGCCCAGAACAGAUCCUACGCUAUCUGGUGGCCUGCGAUAGACUGUGUGAGCGGGGCUACGACGAGGCGCAGGUGGAGGAGGCCCUGGAGAUGUUCCAGAACUGUGAGACCAAGGCUGAGGAGUUUCUUCACCUGCUGGCUCAGUUCAAUGAGAUGGGCUUCCAGCAGAACGCUAUCAAAGAGGUUCUGUUAGUCCACGAGAACCACCGCGAGAGGGCCCUGGAAGAGCUGAUGAUGCGUGUGACGUGACAGGGCCAAUGUCUACUCCCACAAAAAAUUAUCUUGUAGGCGACAUACAUGCACGAACACAAGCACAGUUCCUGUGUUGCCUGUUUACUACAAACAUUUUGUGUUAGCUAAUGUAUCAUAUUAAAGGGAUAGUUCACUCAAAAACUAUAUUUUACUAUUUAGUUUAUUAGUCCACAGUUAAUUCAAUCCCCAUAAAUGGUGCAUGUCACCUGUGACGUUUUCAGUCCAGAGCAGAAACUGUGAUGAUGACUUUUCACUAUCCCUUUUAAUGAUAUGUCAUUUUCAAAUUGCAAUUCGCAUGUUGAAACAUUGUUGAUUCACUGGAGCACACUAAAACUAUACAUUCUAGCAAAUCAGGAAAUGAACAGUGGCCUUCUAGGCAAAGUAAAACUUAAACAAUACCAUUUACAGACAAUCGAUUUAUUACAUAGAUUUAUUACAUUUCAGAUUUGGACAAAAUGUUUGUUAUGUGAUUUGCCCAUUAUUGUCAAUUUUCUUUGUCAAUUUCAAGUGUCAUAGCAAUUGUCAUAGUAUUUGUUUACUUAAGUUCGAUCUGUAAUGAAUUCUUUUUUUCCAGUAAACUAUGGUUGCAUCCCAAAUGACACCCUAUUCCCUUUAUAGUGCAAUACUUUUGACCAAGGCC